Pygocentrus nattereri (red-bellied piranha) is the source of this 3213-nucleotide messenger RNA. RefSeq names its product H-2 class II histocompatibility antigen, E-S beta chain-like. Gene Ontology annotation, cellular component: membrane; MHC class II protein complex. The transcript is spliced from 6 exons. Gene Ontology annotation, biological process: immune response; positive regulation of T cell activation; peptide antigen assembly with MHC class II protein complex. The coding region runs from base 886 to 1629 and encodes 247 amino acids. Lineage: Eukaryota; Metazoa; Chordata; Actinopteri; Characiformes; Serrasalmidae. The record is from RefSeq and is a predicted model, not a curated record. Gene Ontology annotation, molecular function: MHC class II protein complex binding.
CCUGGCACUGAGGAUACACGACGAGAUCCCAGGUAAGCGCCUAGGGUCCAUCCAUCUUGAACAACACUGCAGGAAGGAGCGACAUGUAGCGCAAGACAAGGUGAGACGGACGGAAUGUGACUGAAUAACUGCAUCAUCAGCACAAACUAACAAGCAGAACAAGCGUCGCUGACUCUGAUCAGCUCUCAGCUUCAUUACUACAGCCAGACGAAGGAGAAAAAGGUGAGAUGAGCUGCUUUUCUGCCAUUUACAGGCUUUAAAGUCUUUUCAGCGCUGUUACCAUGGUAAUGCAGGGCAGUGGAAAAAAAAAACACCUGAAGUCCUGAGCGUCACAUUAAGGUCACAUGACCACGAUAUUGAAUACAUAUCCGAUCUAAGAUCACAUAUGAAAGUGGCUCAGGUUGGAUUUGAAAAGAUCAGAUUUGUGUCCACACAGCUCUGAAAACACCAGAUCUGAGUCACAUGAGGGCAGAAAAUCAGAUUUGUGCCACCUCCACCUGGUAAUGUGAACAUUGCUUUACUCACUUCCACACAAGGCCUUCAAUAGUACUUCAUAAUUCCCAGCCCUUCUACACUCUGCUCUGGUGAAUCUAAUAUAAACAUACACAUUAUAGAUUAAAGCAUAACUGACACACAUGAAAUAAAGCAAAUCUAAAAGCCGACUGGACCCUCAGGUGGUUUAUUAGACACAGUACAUGAGUAUUAAUUUUGGCAUUUUGUUUGUCAAUUGUUUCUUUGUAAUUCACUCAGUCACUCAAAUGCACUAAUGACUCUGCCUAGUAACCUGUGAUGCAGUGCUGUAGCUGAUUCUGAUCGGUCAGUGAAGAGUUUAUAUGAUCUGAAACUCACUCUCUGAAACUCUCAGUUGUUGAAUGUCGAGGCACAAUGAUCCUGACUCUGCAGCUGCUGCUGGCACUGAGUCUGACUGUAAGAACUGCAGAUGGAUAUGAUCACUACAGGAUAACCGACUGUUUCACCACUUCAUCAGAUCUGACAGAUGUGGAAUACAUAGAUACCUAUUAUUUUAAUAAGGACCCAUAUAUACAGUUUAACAGCACGGUGGGGAAGUGGGUAGGGUUCACCGAGCAUGGAGUGAAGUGUGCAGAGCACUGGAAUGAUGAUCUUGAUCUGCAGCAGAUCAGAGCUGAGGUGGACAGAUACUGCAAAUUCAACCUGAACAUUAAUUUCUGUGAUGUUUUGGAGAAGACAGUGAAGCCGAGGGUCAAACUUGUGGCAGAAAAGCAGGCCAGUGGUGGUCAUCCAGCCAUGCUGAUGUGCAGCGCGUACGACUUCUACCCCCCAGCCAUCGAUGUGUACUGGCUUAAAGACGGUCAAAAGGUGACCGGUGAUGUGACAUCCAUUGAGGAGAUGGCUGAUGGAGACUGGUACUACCAGAUUCACUCCCACCUGGAGUACAUGCCCACAUCUGGAGAGAAGAUCUCCUGUGUGGUGGAUCACAUCAGCUCCAAGGAGCCCAUCAUUUACGACUGGGAUGGCUUUCUUCCUGCAUCAGAGAAGAACAAGUUUGCUAUUGGAACUUCAGGGCUGGUGUUGGGGAUCAUCCUGACAGCUGCUGGAUUCCUCUACUACAAGAAGAAAUCCUCAGGCCGGAACCUGGUGCCCAGUUAAGCUCUGCAGUUCUGGUCUUUAUGAUAUUGAGGACUCGGUGAUAUUAAGGACCUUUAAUCUUGGGUGCAAAAGCAGAGGCGUUUGAGACAUUUUAUCAUGUGCGUCCUGUUCAUAGAAAUUAUUUAAACAGCUAUUUGUUUCGUAAACUGUUUACUAAAAACACAAGCUUGAUUAUUUUCUUCUUAUGAGUUUUUAUGUAUUAUUAAUGAUGAGAGGAACUAUUAGAAAUUAUUCUUUACUGCACAAAUUUCUGUGAGUUAAUGAACAGUUUUAGAGACAAACUGAUUGUCACAUUGAUUUACUACAGCAGGGGUGGCCAAUAUAUAUGUAUAUAUAUAUAUUAUGCUACACGCUUGUAGCAUAAGUUGCCAUAUUUUCCACGCUGGAAGAAGCCAAAGUCUGUUGCCACGGUGAUGCUACACCCCUGCCCCUACCCCUGAGAGGAGAACCUUGCAGCAGAACCACGCGCUGAGCCAGGCUACUAGCUAUCCAACCGCUGAAACAUGGCAGCGUCAGAGAAAAGUAAAGCCAAACGAAAAUAUGAGGAUGAACACAGAACCUUCUUACCAGAGUGGGAGGAUUUGUAUUUUUUUAUUGAGCGGAAACGGAAGCCGUUCUGUUUGAUAUGCCAAACUUCGUUAUCCAAUUUGAAAGCUUCCAAUCUUCAGCACCACUUUACCUCACUGCACGCCAACGUGGUGGACAAGCUGCACCACUUGGACAGACAGAACCUUGAUCUCCAGGGGAAAUUAAAGAUGCUCCCUGAUCUAGUGCAGUCAGUAUUUUCAUUUGUUAACAAACUCAAGCUGUUUAAAACUCAUCUUAAAAAGGGAGAACUAACACAUUUCCAGUCUGUGUCAAAUGCAAGUGCCCAAGCAUGUAGAUUUGACAACAGGCAGUGCCAGUUAUCUUCACUUAUACCAUCUAUCAGCAUUUGCUAUUAUACUCAGGAAUUCAGAUGCAGAAGGGUCUGCACAUAAAGCUUGUGCAGAAACAUUAGACAUUGAAAUCACAGUAAUAGCGGUGAUGUAAGGCGUGACAAACAAGGCAACCAUCACCUCCUAAGGUGUGAUUUUGUGCCCACAAGAUGGCUUGAGCGAAAACCAUGUUAUGGUCACAAACAUCCUCCAUGAUGCUUGCAAGGCCUAUCGUCAGAAUAUUAAUGACAACUACACCUUACACUCUUCUUUCAUCCCUUUCUUUCUUAUAAAAGUCUUUUAUUAUGCAGCUUGUGUUAGUGGCAGCCGUCUUCACUUCCUGAAUAUAAGGAGACAAUGCAGAUGUUUCCAAACAGCUCCAGGGCAGCGUCAGGGAAUCUAGCUAGAUGUCAGUUCGUUGGCCACCAUUCAGGAACCCGUCUGAUCUCCUGUUCCUUCGGCACUGUAUCUGUUCUGCUCUGGCAUGUCCUAAAACAAAACACAUAGACACAGCAGCAGCAUCUCAUUCUUCUCACACAAACCAUGUUGUAUGUCCAAGUUUGGUUUAGCCUUAGGGACCAUUUUUUAUCUGGAGGAACGGGCACUUUCUUUUGAUAGUAUUUGUCCAAACUAUCCAUCCAUCCAUUUUCUAAGCCUCUUCAACGUC